UCGGAUUUACUUUUUCCGCAAUACUUGUUAUAUUUCAUUUAUGCAAUAUGGACCUCUGUUAAUAUGGGGCAUAACACAUUAUUUUAAAAUAAAAUACAGUGCAUGGUGGGAUACUAUCGUAUUCAUUUCCACGGUUCGUUGCGCUGCUGGGAAUUGUAACUCAACUAUUCUAAGGUUGUGUGGACGCACUAAGCCUGAGUAAACAUGAAACGGUACUUCAGUGUGGACGCUUUGAGCCGGAUUAAGUAGAGCGGUUUCGAGCACGGUUCUGCAGAUCGGUGGUGCAGUGUGCACGGGGCCUUAGGCUAGCCCUUCACGCCGCGUGGGAAAUGGCACGAGCCGGAUCUCUCGGACAAAAAAAAAAGGUUGUCGUUGGUUUCCGUGGCAACGGGCGAGGAGCGAGAGAAAGAUGCCGGUUAUUUAUCAAUAUUACAGUAUCUAUCGAAGUGGUUUGUUAUUUAAUAGCCUGUGUUAAUUAUUUUUACACGAACUAUAUACACAAUAAAUACAAUUAGGAAAAGGAAGUAAUAAAAAUACAACAGCAACGGUGUUAGGCUAGGACAAAACGUGGAGGGACCUACAAUCUGGACUGGAGCAGCUGUAAAACCAGGGCAGAGUGAACAUGGAUCAGUUCUCAUUUGAGCAAAUCUUAUCCAGUUCCCAAACUCCAUUGAAACAACCGGACCCAUCUGCAAAACAGGUAACUGUCAGUGAUGAAGGAGCAAACCAAAGGACAGAAGAGAUUAUUGCCUCUCAGAAUACGGACGAGGUACAGAUAAGCAAUUUGCCUGGCAUUGAGCUCCCCAGCCACGGUUCAGACAGGGUCCUUAAUUAUGAGCACUCACGUUAUUUCUCUGCUGUCAAUGCGAGGAUCGAAGGGAUAGAGAGAAAAGCACAGGGCCUGAUUGAUAAGGUCAAUGUGAGUCGGAAAAGGGACCUUGAGCUGAUGACAAACUUCAGAGAGAAACUCCUGAUGAAGGUUUCUGAGCUGUGUCACAAACUGGAGGACCAGUUGUAUGAUAUUUACGAACAGGACAACAAAGUCAUCCAAGACAAAAUGCAGGAGUUGAGCACGAUCAUGCGGAGGAACGUCCACGUGAGCACGGAGCUGCAGGAAGCCUGCCACAACGUGGUGAGCCUCUACAAGGGCUUGUGCAUGCAGCCUGAACUAUGACACUGCAGCCCGCACUAAUCCAGGUGGGCCCCAGUGCUGUAUCUUGCAAUAGGAGCUACACGGUUGCGUGUGGAUAGAACAGUGGUCCCAAGUUCAAGGGCGUGAUGAUUUGACUACUUUUCAAUUAAUAAUUCCAAAAUGUAAAAUGAAAUGACAUUAAGAUGUCUUCGUUUGCACAGAACCAGAGGUUGAAAGCACAGUUUGCAAUUACUUUUUUUUUGUUCAUCCGCUACAACAGUAGAAUUGCAGUAUUCCAGAUUGUAGCUGGCAUGGCAGGCAGUUUUACCCACGUGCACUGGGCUAAAAUAUUAAACCAGGGUUUGCAGGCUUAGUUUGAGUAGCUUUUCUGUUAUCCUUAAGCUAAAGCAAACCGACAACUUGUUUAAAUGUUGUGUUAUAAUAAUAAUAAGAAAACAGAUUUGUAUGAAUAAAAUGCUGUUUGAUAUUGAUGACAUUUUUACAGCUAUUCUGUUGCCUUUUUUAAAAAAAUUUUUUUACAAAGUACAAAUGGCAGAUUAGUUUUAUUCAUCAAUACAAACUUAAAAAAAAAAAAAAACACAAGGCCGGCUGUUUCUCGGCUUGUUUAAAGAAAGCAGGGCUAGGCUUGUCUUAGAAAGCUGUGUCUCUGUAGCGUUACUGGAAACCAUUUUGCAUAAGCAUGGGCGUUACAUGCGUGGUCCUUCGUACCUUUGAAGUUGCUUAGGUGUGUAGACCCAGCUUGAGAAAUGUUAGAAAACAUUACAGCAUGAGGGUUGUAAGCACCAGGAUUGUUUAGAGGCGUUGACAUGUACAAAACAAUCGAUGUCAGUCGACGUCCUAUUUUAUUUUGCAUGCAACGUGGGUUUCAGCCAUUUAGGAGCAUAUACUCCACUCAGUUGUAUCAAAAGAAGGAACAUCUUCAGUUUGAAGUAGUGUUGCUGGUUUGGAGUUCAUUGCUAUUUAUGUGGAUAUUUAAUAUGAACCAGCAGUGAA
Messenger RNA from Acipenser ruthenus (sterlet), 2146 nucleotides. Its product is annotated as synaptonemal complex central element protein 2. NCBI's taxonomy places the organism in Eukaryota, Metazoa, Chordata, Actinopteri, Acipenseriformes, Acipenseridae. Gene Ontology annotation, biological process: synaptonemal complex assembly. Gene Ontology annotation, cellular component: central element. The transcript is spliced from 5 exons. The record is from RefSeq and is a predicted model, not a curated record. The coding region runs from base 623 to 1174 and encodes 183 amino acids.